CUUAAAUAUUAACGUUCAACGUCAACACCUCUAUACACUACAUCAUAAUUAAUCCCACUUUGUAAGUGACGGACUUAAUCACAUUUCUGCCAUUUGUAAACCUACGCUGGUUGACAUAACGGUAAGUGAAAUGGGACAGACCGUGGGCUACCUGACUAAUGUCCAGACGCUCUUGCUCUCCUCGCCCCUCCCCGAUCCUUGACAGUUGGGCUCCCGCUUCUGCGCAACUCAUCGCAGCGUUCUGCUUGCUUGACUGGAGUACACUACGGCGAUACUAUCAGUCUAAACGGAAUGUCGGAGUACGGUGCUGUUCCGCCACCGGGAAUUGGAGCUCCUGUUGGCGGACAGGCUUCGAUUGGAAAUGGUGGAGGAAUCAAGAAAGAUGCAUUUGCAGAUGCAGUGCAGCGGGCCCGGCAGAUAGCUGCAAAGAUUGGGGGCGACGCGGGAGGGCCACCCAUGAUCAGCCCCAGCUCGGGAGACGCAGGCUUCCCUUUCCCCGUGACGCAAAAGCGACAACUGGAGGAUGCCGACCAGCCAGAGAGCAAGAAAAUGGCAUCCCAGAGUGACAGAGAUCCAGCAACAGCUCUCGCCAUUGGAGCCCAAUUGGCAGCUCUUGCCCAGCAAAGGCCAGCCACCGCCACAGAAGAGUACAGUGUACCUGACAGCAUGGUGGGACUCAUCAUUGGACGCGGCGGAGAGCAGAUCAAUAAGAUCCAGCAGGACUCUGGGUGCAAGGUCCAGAUAGCCGCAGACAGCGGAGGUCAGCCCGAGCGGAGUGUGUCCCUCACAGGGUCCCCAGACUCUAUACAGAAAGCCAAGAUGCUGCUGGAUGAGAUAGUGUCACGGGGGAGGGGCACUCCCCCCUCCUCCUUCCAUGAUUCCACCAAUGGCCAGAACGGCUCAGUGCAGGAGAUGAUGAUCCCUGCCGGCAAAGCUGGACUCAUCAUCGGCAAGAGAGGAGAGACCAUUAAACAGCUGCAGGAGCAAGCAGGAGUGAAAAUGAUCCUCAUUCAGGACAGCUCUCAGGGACCCAACGUUGACAAGCCUCUGCGCAUUAUUGGGGAGCCGUACAAAGUCCAGCAAGCCAAGGAGCUGGUCAUGGAGAUCCUUAGAGAAAGGGACCAGCCUGGCUUCGGAGAGCGAAACGACUACGGCUCUCGCAUGGGAGGCGGAGGCAUAGAUAUUCCAGUCCCUCGCCACUCCGUCGGUGUCGUGAUCGGCCGCAACGGCGAGAUGAUCAAGAAGAUCCAGAACGAUGCCGGUGUCAGAAUACAGUUCAAACCAGAUGAUGGUGCGGGCUUGGACAAGGUUGCCCACAUCAUGGGCCCGCCAGAAUGCUGUGACCAUGCUGCCAGCAUCAUCAACGACCUGGUGCAGAGCGUCCGCGUGCGAGACGAAGGUCACGGGGGCCCCCCUGGACCUCCAGGCAUGCCCCCCAGUGGGAGUGGCAGAGAUCGGGGUCCGGGUGGCUGGGGCGGGCCUACAGGCGGGGAGAUGGCCUUCUCCGUCCCUGCGCACAAGUGUGGCCUGGUGAUCGGGCGCGGCGGUGAGAACGUGAAGGCCAUCAACCAGCAGACUGGUGCCUUCGUGGAGAUCUCCAACCAGCCUCCGCCCAACGGAGACCCCAACUUCAAGCUGUUCAUCAUCCGGGGCUCACCCCAGCAGAUCGACCACGCCAAGCAGCUCAUCGAGGACAAGAUCGAGGGUCCUCUGUGUCCUGUUGGCCCCGGGCCCUCUGGUCCUAUGGGCCCCUACAACCCCAAUCCCUACAACCCUGGCGCUCCUGGCCCCCCCAGUGGUCCACCAACUCCAUACCACUUCCCUUCCCAAGGUUGGAACAGUGGCUACCAGCAGUGGCAGGUUCCCACACCCCAUGAUCCCAAUAAAGGGGCAGCAGGUGACCCCAGUGCGGCCUGGGCGGCCUACUACUCGCAGUACUACCAGCAGCCACCAGGGGGCGUGCCUGCCCAGCCCCCUGCCAACCCCUCGACUGGUCCAGCCCCGGCUCCAUCAGAGCAGCCCCAGCCGCAGGUGAACCAGGUGCCCAGCGGCCAUGCUGACUACACGAAAGCCUGGGAGGACUACUACAAGAAGAUGGCACAAGCUGGAGGUCCAGCUCAGCAGACAUCAGCCCCAGGUGCAGGUGGUGGGAGUCAGACGGACUACAGCGCUGCCUGGGCUGAGUACUACAGGCAGCAGGCUGCCUACUGCGGCCAACCCACAGGACAGACGCCCAGCCAGCCAGCCGGCCCACAGCAGGACCAGCAGGCUCAGUGAAGCAGCCAGCCGGAGUGAGAAGGCAGGAGUGAGGCGACUUCUCCUGUACCUUGCCCUGCCGUGGACGUCUGAUGGCUGUCUCAGUUAUUUCCUGUUGUGUUUUUGAUUUGUUUUGCUUUGGUGUUCUCAGGGGAAGGUGUUCCGUGUGGGGACCUUCCUGCAAACCAACUUACCUUUUUCUUUUUUAAUAAAAACUGUUUAAAAGGAA
Clupea harengus (Atlantic herring) is the source of this 2485-nucleotide messenger RNA. Its product is annotated as far upstream element-binding protein 2. Gene Ontology annotation, biological process: regulation of DNA-templated transcription. Gene Ontology annotation, molecular function: RNA binding. The record is from RefSeq and is a predicted model, not a curated record. NCBI's taxonomy places the organism in Eukaryota, Metazoa, Chordata, Actinopteri, Clupeiformes, Clupeidae.